AUGCUAUCAUUAUUCAUUGACAUUAACUCGAGCAGGGAAUCUUCAUUUGUUCAGUUUAUUACCGUAUGGGUUGUUCGCUAUUGUAAAAUGUCGAAAGAACCGAUAAGUCUCUAUGUACCGCUUGACAAAUCGAACUCACAGCUUCGCAGACUUGUAUUUAGAAAUAAUUCUAUGACCGAUAUAGUAGUCAAGCUUGUUCCCACGAAUCCAAAUGUUAUUGAACUAGCCAGAGAUCGACUCAGACUACUUCCGUCAGGCUCCCUUUUUAUUGAGAUGAGGGUCAAUUAUGCAAACGUUGGAACUUUUGAUUACUCACCUCCAAAAAUUUGCGGUUACGCAAUGCCCGUUUAUGUACAUACAUUGCCAAGAAUAGGCAAAUGGCUGAAUGCACCCGGUCUGGAAACAGAGAAGCAGCUAGCAUUUGAAGUGCAGAUCAAAUUCAACGAUAAAAUGUUCUCAGCUCGCAAUAUUAUCAUCGAUCUGCCUGGCAUGGCACGUUUGGUGGAGGCAAUUCCAAAUGCCAUUCCUCUUAUUAGAGAAAGGCUACCGAUAGACAGUGCCGACGCUGACACAACGACUGCUGUGAAACUAAAUUCACAAGAAGAUUUGGUUCAUAUUGGUGAAGAAAAUGAAGAAGGCAAUGAAAGUUGUUGGUAUUCUCUUUUCGGCUCCACAAACAAUACUAAGAAAAAGGUUGAGAAUCAUCCAAUCGCAAAACCUUCUGCUAGUUCGCGUCUCUCAGCUGAUACAUCUUGCGAUACCGCCAUGGAACGACAGGCAACCAGUUUGAAUGUUGAACAAGAAGUAACCCCCUGUGCAGGAUAUUAACAAACUCACUAACGUAAUGAGCCGUGUAAUGAGA
Messenger RNA from Cylicocyclus nassatus, 862 nucleotides. Lineage: Eukaryota; Metazoa; Nematoda; Chromadorea; Rhabditida; Strongylidae. The record is from the annotation of a GenBank genome assembly.